Messenger RNA from Argentina anserina (silverweed cinquefoil), 911 nucleotides. Its product is annotated as 60S ribosomal protein L19-1-like. The coding region runs from base 58 to 705 and encodes 215 amino acids. The transcript has 5 exons. The record is from RefSeq and is a predicted model, not a curated record. NCBI's taxonomy places the organism in Eukaryota, Viridiplantae, Streptophyta, Magnoliopsida, Rosales, Rosaceae. Gene Ontology annotation, cellular component: cytosolic large ribosomal subunit; ribosome. Gene Ontology annotation, biological process: translation. Gene Ontology annotation, molecular function: RNA binding; structural constituent of ribosome.
UCUAGCCUCUCUGCUUUGCUUUGCAAGCUCUGAAGAAAACUGAGGAGGAGGUAAGACAUGGUUUCACUCAAGCUCCAGAAGCGGCUCGCCGCCAGCGUCCUCAAGUGUGGUCAGGGUAAGGUGUGGCUUGACCCCAAUGAAGUCAGCGACAUCUCCAUGGCCAACUCUCGCCAGAACAUAAGGAAGUUGGUUAAGGAUGGGUUCAUCAUCAGGAAGCCCACCAAGAUUCAUUCCCGCUCUCGUGCCCGUCGUAUGAAGGAGGCCAAGAGGAAGGGUCGUCACUCUGGAUACGGUAAGCGUAAGGGUACCAGGGAGGCAAGGCUUCCAACCAAGAUCCUCUGGAUGCGCAGGAUGCGUGUCCUCAGGAGGUUGCUGCGCAAGUACCGUGAGGCAAAGAAGAUUGACAAGCACAUGUACCAUGACAUGUACAUGAAGGUCAAGGGUAAUGUUUUCAAAAAUAAGAGAGUGCUCAUGGAGAGUAUCCAUAAGUCUAAGGCUGAGAAGGCAAGAGAGAAGACUUUGUCUGACCAAUUUGAGGCCAAGAGGGCCAAGAACAAGGCUAGCAGGGAGAGGAAAAAUGCUAGGAGGGAAGAACGUUUGGCUCAGGGACCUGGAGAGAGGGUACAAGCACCAGUUGCUGCUGCUCCCGAAGCCCCUGCUGCGGUAGCUCAAUCCUCACAGGCAUCUAAGAAAUCCAGGAAGUGAGUCCUAUGAAGAUAACUGAUAGAUGGGUUAUUGUUGAAGAUCCAUGUGUUUUAAGUUGUUUGAAUAGGCUAGCUUUAAAAGACCAGUAUUGUUGUUUGCUUUGGACCAUAUUACUAUGUUUUGUAGCUGAAAGAAGUUUCAGAAUCUUUGUACUGUGUAUGCAGUUUCGAAUGUUUUGUUAUCUAUUGUUUGGUUUUUGCACUUGA